AUUCGGUGAGCAAAUAAGCAAAUGAACCAUAACAAUAAAUCGCAGCUCCUUAGAGAAUGUUAACACGGUAAACUAGAGGAAAAGUAAGUGCAAAAAAGGGCGAGUAGAAUAGAAAGCAAAAAAAAGGCAGUACAAAUACAAAUAAAACACCACAGUUGAACCGAUAUGCAACCAAGCAGCAAAAAGAAAAGUGGAAUUAAAGACGAGAUAACCAAAGUAAGCCAAGGUAGCCAGAGGUUGUUGCUGUAGGAUGAAGCGAAUAAGCAGAAAGUAUGGAGCAUUGCCUAAUCCUUAAGGGCCAGGAAUAUUUAUCGAUAAUCGCAGCAAGAAAAUCUACAUUAGCUACGCAAAUGAACUGGAAAGGGCAAAGUGUGUAGUGAAAACAAUGAAAGAUGAAAGUAAAAAACAACUGAACCAGCAACAACAGCUCAAGUGAAACGAGCCCGGACCGAAGGGCGGGACAGAAGUAGUGAAAUAAGUAAAUAAAUGCUAACGUUUGGGCUAACAAACAGGAAAGCAAUAAAAGUGGCAAAGUGGCAGUCUAACUAGCUCGCAAUAACACUUGAAGUCAGUUUGUUGUGUGCGCCUGUGUGUAUUGACGAAAGUUUCAUAAGGGCUGGGAAAAACUGUAGCCAGCACGACAAAUGCUUAUAAACUGUCGUGCUCAUACUCAGAAUGGCUUUUCGAAAACAAAAACUUUCCACGCUAUAAAGUGCCACUGAAAAUUCAUAAAACAAUCAUAAAAUAGGCAGCCCGCAACGCUGUUUAACCGAAAAUCAGAGCAGGUCUUACGGCCCAUUCGCUUCAAUAAAAGAAUAUACAAAAUAUUUUAUUCAACUAUUUUGUUAUUGUUUGCGCUUACUUUCAAAUUUUUAUUACAUAUUAUUUAUGGGUAUCACGGCGCGGAUAAAAAGUCGCCAUUUGUGAGAGGAUGUGACACAAAUAUUUACGUAGCGCAGCAAUAAAACAAAAGUUGUAGGCGCACAAAUACGGCUAUUUGUUUCUGCUGCGCCACUACGAGCGGCGGCAAGUUGUUCGUGUCUGCUAUGCUGGCGUAAAAAAUAUCAAAUCUGACACUAGCAGAAUGACACUCCGACGAACGGCUGGCAAUCGUAAUAAUUCCCUUCGUAAACCCACUAACUUCCCGCGGCAAGUGCCAUCGCAUACGCUCUGUUGCAAUAGCAGUCUGGGCUGGUCGUGGCAGUCGCAGUGAGUGAACGAAGUGGAAUUGAAAGUUAAGUGCAUUGCAUUGAAGUGAAGGGAAGUGACGAGAUUUCCAUGUGAAUAGACAACAAUUUAGAGCACAAAUCCGCAAUGCGAAUAUGGCGAGUGGCGGCAAGUCAGCCGAAAAACCUCAGCUGCAGCCAGCAAAAAAACAAUCGCGACUGAGUGAGUGCAGCAGUGUAAAGCAGAAGGAGUACUGAAGAUAAAAAAGUUUCCGUGUGAAGGUGCAGUUAAACUGACUGCACAAGUGACAGCUGUGUGACAGCGAGUGAGCAAGUGAAUGAGUGUGAGGGCUUGAGUGACGGACAAAGUUUUUAAAUAUCACGCAUACUACGGGUGCUGCUGUGAUAAUGUAAAGCAACAACAAAAGGAACAGUAACACCAAUUGCAGCUACAUCAAUUGUUACAACAACAAUAAAUCGCCGCAUCAACUUUAAUUGCUGUGUGCGCGUAGACUAGUGAUAGCUGAUAGCACCCGGCCAGUGCGCGAGCGACAGGAUGCACUCACGUCAGCCAAAUGUACGCGCGCCAAUGUGGCAACAGCUGCUUGCAGCUGUCAUUUUCUCUCUGCUCAGCGUAGUACCCCUCCAAGCUGAAGUGGUCGACCUGACACCGCAGUAUAUCGCUUCCCCCUCCACAUCAGCCAGUAGCAGCAGUUUCACAGCGGGUGGCACGUCGUCAGCGGCGGCGGCGUCAGCUGCGGGCCUAACGGGCACUGUCUUCGUGGAGCCCUAUUUGGAUGGCUUUGACACAACAAAUGUAACCGCACAGAUCGGCACGCACGCGUAUUUGCCAUGCCGGGUGAAGCAGCUCGGCAACAAAUCAGUGUCCUGGGUGCGAGUUCGUGAUGGUCAUAUACUCACCGUUGACAGAGCCGUUUUCAUUGCAGACCAACGAUUUCUAGCGCUGAAACAGCCAGAUAAAUUUUGGACGCUGCAAAUAAAAUACGUACAAGCAAGAGAUGCGGGCGCCUACGAAUGUCAAGUGUCAACAGAGCCAAAAGUUAGCGCCCGAGUGCACUUGCAAGUGGUUGUGCCCCGCACCGAAAUCGUUGGUGGUCCAGAUCGCUUGGUCAAAGCUGGCAGCACUGUAGUUCUGCGUUGCAUUGUUCGUGGCGCACUGGAGCCGCCCACUUUCAUAAUGUGGUUCCAUAGUACGGAGCAAAUAAACGGCGAUUCACGUCGCUAUCGCACACAAGUCGACCGGAGUCUGCCCGAGAUCGAAGGUGAUGCACACAGUACGACCGGCUCAUUAAUCAUUGAAUCAGCGAAAAAACGUGAUAAUGGCAAUUACACAUGUAGCCCGUCAAAUAGCCCCAGUGUGACUGUGAUGCUCAACGUUAUAAAUG
Molecule: messenger RNA, 2572 nt
Organism: Rhagoletis pomonella (apple maggot)
Lineage: Eukaryota; Metazoa; Arthropoda; Insecta; Diptera; Tephritidae
Gene: dpr11
Product: zwei Ig domain protein zig-8
Biological process (GO): synapse organization
Cellular component (GO): neuron projection membrane
Source: RefSeq, a predicted model, not a curated record